CCCCUCCCCAGUGUCCCGCCUCCUCCUCCGCCUGCAGAGCAACAGACUGAGCGGCCUCUGCAAUGUCAGCUCCGCAGAAGCGGGGAACCUGCAGAGACAAGGCAGGGCGGGCGUAGUGCGGGGGCAGCUCCCCCAAAGCGCCCCCCCCCCCGUGCCAGGAGAAGGUAAACGGAGGGAAGGGGGAAGGACGGCUUGGGCUGCGAUCGGAGAUUCCCUACUCCCCUCACCCGCCUUCUCGCUGUAUUACUCCGUCAGCCCAAACUAGCCCCGUCGGCACACGCAGCGCCCCGAGCCUGGCUGGAGCGGAUUCCACAACAAAGAGCCGAGGCCAGGAGCUGCCCGGCUGCCGCCGCUGAGAGGGAAACGGGGAGGCAGAGGGGGAUACUCAGGAGCCGAACGGAUCCCGCCGUUCGCAGGGAGAAACCUGCAGCCGACAGAAUCGAGAGCGACGUUCACGCACCAGCUGGAGGAGGAGGAGGGAAAUCUGGUACCUCAGCAGGUCCAAGGCUAGCGAGGGAAGGGAGGGGGCGCGGGGAAGAAGCAGCGAAGGGUAAAUCCCGCGGGGAGAGCUCGUGGCUCGAUAUUAACUGCAGGUUAGUCGGUAAGCAGCCGGCCAUCUGCAGGAGAAGCACCUCUCCGGGUGUGUGUGUGUGGAGGGGGUGUCCCCCCUUUCGAGGGGGUUAUGGCCAUAGCAGUGGAGCUCUGGUGACUCCGGGAGCAGCUAUAGUGCUGCAAUGCUGCCAGCGGCAGCCCCGGUGAAAGGAGGCGUCUGAGUAGAAGCUGCAUCGCCUCUCCCCAUCGUCUCUCUGUCUCUCCCGCCCUCCCUGCUUCGGGCUCAGACGUUUCUGUCGCCCUCACUCACGCCAAGGAGCGCCCUGCUCUCUGCAGAGGGGCCACGCCGGGGCUCGCCAGGCAGCGACUACAACAGAAACCGCCAAACACAACAUGGCCACUCUGCUCCGGAAAAUCGGGCUCAUCCGGCUGCACAACAGGGACACGGAGGAUCCCAAGCACCAUCACCACCACCACCGCAGCAGCCAACAGGGCUCCUCGCUCCGAGCCAAGGGCAGCCAGAAGAACUGCAGCAACAAGCAGCAGGGCAGCGCCGGCUGCAGCAGCAGCAGCAGCCCCAGCAAGGAGGGCAGCCCAGCGGGCAACAAGGCCAAGAAAGUGCUGGAGCUCUCCAAGCAGCCGCCGCAGCAGCCUGGCUCAGGGAGCCACAAGGAGAAGCCCCCGCACCACAGCGCCAGGGAGUCCGGCUCGGGUAAGGAGCCCAAGCCGCAGCUGCUGCCGGGGGGGAGCAGCAGCGGCCGGGCCGGCUCUGCCCAGCUGGUGCCGCCCCCGUCGGGCUCUGCCCCGCUGGCGCCCCUGGGCAGGCAGCAGCACUGCACGCAGGUGCGGAGCCGGCGGCUGAUGAAGGAGCUGCAGGACAUCGCCCGGCUGAGCGACCGCUUCAUCUCGGUGGAGCUGGUGGACGAGAGCCUGUUCGACUGGAACGUGAAGCUGCACCAGGUGGACAAGGACUCGGUGCUGUGGCAGGACAUGAAGGAGACCAACACCGAGUUCAUCCUGCUCAACCUCACCUUCCCCGACAACUUCCCCUUCUCGCCACCCUUCAUGAGGGUGCUCAGCCCCCGCCUGGAAAAUGGCUACGUGCUGGACGGCGGGGCCAUCUGCAUGGAGCUGCUCACCCCUCGUGGCUGGUCCAGCGCCUACACCGUGGAGGCGGUCAUGAGGCAGUUCGCAGCCAGCCUGGUGAAGGGUCAGGGCCGUAUCUGCAGAAAAGCUGGCAAAUCAAAAAAGUCCUUCAGUCGUAAGGAAGCUGAAGCAACAUUUAAGAGUUUAGUGAAGACCCAUGAAAAAUAUGGGUGGGUCACUCCUCCCGUCUCUGAUGGCUGAUAUUUGCAACCUGCACAUCAAUGCUAAACAAAACAACAAAACCAAGUACUAUGCCAUCUCCUCAGUGCUGUACACCACCCAUCCUUUUCUACUUCAGCUUCUGUUAGAUACCAUGAAUGUCAAGGAGACUUUUAAAUAAUUUGAUCUGUUUACAGAGGGAGAGAAAACAAAUGCUGUUUAGGAUUAUGUUUUAAGACUGGUGAAUGGUCAUCUUUAAGUCACUUUAGAGCGGAUGUUAUGAUUGUGUCAUUUGUCCCAUGCAGGCCAUAUUGUCUUCAUCUUCUUUCCAUGACAGCAGCACCAGACAUCAGUACUGGAAAUUCCAUCCAUUACUGCUCAGUUCAUUUAAAUGUAAAUGAAGCAGUUAAUAUUUAAUAGGGAAGCAGUGCAUUGCAGGUACAUGUUUGCUGUGCUGUUUAUCUUUGUUUCCUAGCAGGUCAACAUAACUUGAAGAUGUGUCUUUAUGUGGAGCUGUGGUCUGCUGUGACUAAAUUUAGACCUCAUGUGUGCUCUAUAUAUGACCUUUAAUUCAUAAAAGCAGAAUUAUAACAAUGAAAGAUUCUGGUGUUAAAAAACUGUUAAAUGAAAUCACCCAAUUGGUCAAAUUGUACUAUCUAUGCUGGUAUUGUGGUAUGCUGUUGUUCAAAGAUAAGCCAGUGUGAUUAGAUCAGGUGAUCUUUCAGAUACCAGAUGCACCCACUAUAGGGCUCAAAGUAGUUGAUGGUAGAAUAGUUUUUAUCUUCCCAGUACAGUGCAGUACUCCAACAACAGCAUGUUUGCCUGUCAGCUUUUCAACGGCAAUACAAAAACCAAAAAGCAUAAAUGAACCUUUAAAACGUAUGAGUCAUUUUAAAAUGAUGUGCCAGUAACAAAGUAAAAGUCAGAUUUUUCAAAGAAAGUGGAACAAUUGGUUUGUAAGAUGAUUUGCAUGGUUGAAUUUUUUAUUUUUACUCAAUAGGCAUUGUAUGUACUUUGAGCCCAGUAUCUGAGAAAACCCACUGAUGUAUAUAAAUGUCCUGUUAUUUAAUCAUUAAGUUUUAAUUUUUCUCUUUUGUUCAAUAAUUUAAAAACUUUCUAAGACUCCAUGAAAUCUGGAGAUAAUGUUUAUAAUAAUAUAAUGAAAAAGCUUAAAAAUGUGGACUCCAAAUGGAAAAUCGUAUUGGACACAUUCUAAAUAAAAUCACCAGUACUGUUUCAUUGCCUCAAGAAUUCAAUCAUUUUAGGCUACUUUUGUUUUCAAAUUAUUAGAUGUAUUACUGUGAAACACUAGAAAUCUUAUUGAUAUAUUAUGCCUGCUUUGGCAGCAUUUUCAAUUGAAAGCAGGACAUUAUUGAUUGUAAAAUGCAGUCCAGAAAAAAAAAUAUAAUGUGUUUUUGGAGAACUCUCCAUUACAUGCUUAACACAAGAUUAGGCCAUUGCUUUUAAUCAAAAUGGCUGAACAGUCUCCAGUUACAUUUUAACAGCACUGAAGAAAUCUUUUAUUCUAACUAUUUAUGGUGCUUUGUGGGGUUUUGGCUUGAUUUAAAACUAAACAGAAUAGAAAAGAACAAAUGAAUUAACUACAAAUCAGAGUGUUGUAGGGCCAGUAUAGUACAGUACUUCUACAAGAGCAUGUUUGCCUGUCAUCUCUUAAUUGGAGAAGCAAAAAUGCAUUAAUCAACUUUAAAAGUAUCUGACUCAUUUUACAAAAGAAUUUCAUUGUGUUCCCUUCACCCCCUCCACCGCUGCACCAAUGCUGCCAGCCUCCAUUGCCCCCUUGUCCAGUUCUCCCAUAAGCAUCUUUGUGCUUUUUUCUGCCCCACAUCUUCUAUGCGGAACAUCCUCCCCCAAUUAUUCCAUAAAGCCAUUGCCCUCUCCUCCAAAUCUCUCUUCUGCAAGACCCACUUCUUCCAGCAUCCUAUGGGAAACUGACAGUUGGUAACACCUAAGUAGAUGGUAUGUAGGGACUUCUGAUUGUUUUGUUUUGUUUUUGUUUGUUUAUUUAUCUAUCUAUCUAUAUUUUGGCAAAAUGACAGCCUCAGAGCCAUUUAGUUGUUUACAUAGCUGGCCUAUGUUUUUAUUAUGGUUUCCCUCACCCUUCCUCCUUUGUUUGUUACAACCAUUUGGUAUGUCUUGCCUUAAGUAAGCACUAAUUACGGGCAGGACUGUCUCUUACUCCAUUUUGUAUACAGCCUGGCAAAACUUUAUCUGAUCCUGAUUUGUGACUUAGGGUGCUACCAUGAUACAAAUACGUAAAUGAGAAUUUCUCCCUCGGACCUAUGUAUCAUCUCCGUUCAGUGAUGAGUCACACACAGCAUUCAAGGGCAGAAUGUAGAGCUUAACAAAAUUUAUAGUCACCUAUUGGUUUGAUUUAUUUGUUUUUGUAAACUUGAUCUAUCUAUAUCUAUAUAUUGGUUUGUUUGUUUCCGUUGAGGAAAAAGAAGCUAGUAUAUUUUGUUAGGCAUCAAAUAACUUGUAACCUCCGCCGUGGUUACUAAGUGCUAGAAACAUUGAGCACUAAAAGGAGUGAGAGAUAUUUUCUUGCUAAUGGGUUAUUUCUGAAGAGCACUUACUUCACACAGCAUAUCAGAAUUCUGUUAAAAGCAAUGUAUAAUGCUGAGGUAAAUCCACUGGGGAAUGUUACUAUCUCUGUGAUUUAUUCUCUGUCCUUUUUUUUCCCUAUCAACUCAUUAUUUUAAACAUGAUAAAUGGUGACCAUUC
Molecule: messenger RNA, 4599 nt
Organism: Chrysemys picta bellii (western painted turtle)
Lineage: Eukaryota; Metazoa; Chordata; Testudines; Emydidae
Gene: UBE2QL1
Product: ubiquitin conjugating enzyme E2 QL1
Source: RefSeq, a predicted model, not a curated record